Messenger RNA from Dufourea novaeangliae, 1262 nucleotides. RefSeq names its product DCN1-like protein 1 (gene SCCRO). The coding region runs from base 211 to 1077 and encodes 288 amino acids. NCBI's taxonomy places the organism in Eukaryota, Metazoa, Arthropoda, Insecta, Hymenoptera, Halictidae. Gene Ontology annotation, biological process: positive regulation of ubiquitin-protein transferase activity; protein neddylation. Gene Ontology annotation, cellular component: ubiquitin ligase complex. The record is from RefSeq and is a predicted model, not a curated record. The transcript is spliced from 5 exons. Gene Ontology annotation, molecular function: ubiquitin-like protein binding; cullin family protein binding; ubiquitin conjugating enzyme binding.
CACAAUUUAAUGUUAAUGGUGCCCUUCGCAUAAAAUACAAAUCAAUUCGUCGACACACGUUUUGGGUAAAGACAUUCGGAGAAUAGCCCGUAAACUUGUACUAUAAAAAGCACCAUUGACACAAAAAUCCCGAAUUUAGCAGUAUCACUUCAAUGGGAUCGUACACAAAGUUUCGUAGCUGUUGUACACGUAACAAAGUCUCGUUUGUUUAUGAAUCCUCUUUGCAGUCGACGUCAGUGUAACGAAAGCCCCCGAAAUAAGAAAUUUUGUGUAGAUUUGUGUCUACGUUUACGUCGAAAGGUUCUGCUUAAGAUGAAUAAGUUAAAGUACUCACAAAGAGACAAAGUAAGAAAAUUCAUCACAUUUACACAAACCGGAGAACAAACAGCAAUAUAUUGUUUAGCACAGAAUGAUUGGAAGUUGGAUCUAGCCAGUGAUAACUAUUUUCAAAAUCCUGAAGCUUAUUAUAAGGAACCAAGAAUUUGUGUGGAUAAAAAAAAGUUAGAAAUAUUAUUUAGUCGAUAUCAAGAUCCAAAUGAACCAGACAAGAUUACAGCAGAUGGAAUAAUGAAAUUUCUGGACGAUCUGGGUUUAAGCCCUGAGAGCAAAUUAGUAUUAAUCAUUGCUUGGAAAUUUAGAGCAGAAACUCAAUGUGAAUUUACUAAAGAUGAAUUUAUGAAUGGCAUGAUGGAUUUAGGUGUGGACAGUAUAGACAAAUUAAAAGCUCGUUUAAGUAGUUUAGAAAAUGAAUUAAGAGAUCCUCAGAAAUUUAAAGAUUUUUACCAUUUCACGUUCAAUUAUGCAAAGAAUCCAGGACAGAAGGGUUUAGAUCUUGAUAUGGCAAUUGCUUACUGGAAUAUUGUAUUAGAUGAUAAAUUCAAGUUCCUGCCACUAUGGUGUCAAUUUUUACAGGAACACCAUAAGAGAUCAAUUCCAAAAGAUACAUGGAAUUUGUUAUUAGAUUUUGCACUUAUGAUCAAUCCUGAUAUGAGUAAUUAUGACGAAGAGGGAGCUUGGCCUGUAUUGAUAGAUGAUUUUGUAGAGUGGGCACAACCUCGAGUUCGUCAGUCUGUCUAACAUCUCCUUAAUACAUCUAUAACUUCCUGUGAAAAAAGCUUUAUUUAUUCAAUUAUAAAAUCGUAUAAUCAAGUGAUACUUGAUCAUAUUUUUCUGAUAAAGGAUCAUCAUUUUACUUUGUGUACAGAGUAUGUCAGUGAGGCGAAAAGUACUAUAAUUAUUAGAGUCAAUCGUAAUGUAUUAUA